This is a messenger RNA of Annulohypoxylon truncatum, 1971 nucleotides long. RefSeq lists its product as uncharacterized. Lineage: Eukaryota; Fungi; Ascomycota; Sordariomycetes; Xylariales; Hypoxylaceae. The coding region runs from base 584 to 1822 and encodes 412 amino acids. The transcript has 2 exons. The record is from RefSeq and is a predicted model, not a curated record.
GUUCCCCGGAAGGCUACAGCUGAUCGACACCAGGUACUAGGUGUUUAAGGCCCAACUAGCUCUGGUUUGAUGGUUCGGCGGGAUUGUGCAGGGUGCAGAAGGGUGGUAGUGCUUAACCGAUGGCCAACUGUGAGUCACGCCCAAUUAACCACCCAAGACGGUUUGCCAGCAAAGAAUAAGGCAAAGCUCCCAUUUUCCUAGGUUUUAUUUCCAGUAGGUACCUAAGUUGUGUUGUGACAAUUGAAAAAAAAAAUAAAUAAAUAAAUAAAAAGUUGAGGUUUAUCGAAAGUAAUACGACAACGACGUACGACAAUCACGAGGAUAUUUACAAGAUAAGAAGCCCGAAACAUUGCCCUGGCCGCCCACUCGUUUGCGCCUAGACGUUAUCCUUGCCCAAGUACCUAGGUUAUGCGCAUGAAAUCGUACGUACGCCAAAGAGCGCCAGGGCUGGCAUUUUAAUUUGUAGCCUGCUAUGUAGACUCAGUUUCCCCAGCGCAAGAAUAAAUAUCAUUUCUUGCACCUUUAGACCCUGAGUAUCAGUCAAGUGAAAUUUCAACGCGAGGAACCGGGGCUCGAAGACGCCAUGUCGAGCGAAGAUUUCUACGCCGAAUACGAACCUUAUGGAGAGGAAGAUGAGAUCCCGAAAGAGCCGAAAACGCCCGGCGAAGAAUUGAUGUGGUUUGGAAAAUUCGAAGGCACACCACUGGAUCAGCUGGACGAUAAUUACCGAUGGACCAUUUACCGUCUAAGCCGAGAGAAGCCCAACACGUUGCUGCAAGGGUUCAGAGAUCUUCACGAUCAAUACACGGCCUGGCUGGACGAAAAAUAUAGCCCGUUGUCUACCAAAGUUUGGUUCGGGCAGCACCGAGGCCACGAACUACGGGUCAUAUACAACAGCCCGAGGAGAUGGAACUGGUUAGUCCACAAUACAGUAUGGGGCCCUGAACUCGCGGGCAUCGAAGAGAGGUAUCUCUCCUGGAAGGCAAGGCAACAACCAAGGAGACGCCCUGUUGCUAGAGCUCGACCCGUUAUCGAGAACCCGGUCGGAAGCAGGCUCGGACCUGCCGACGAUAGGGUGGCAUCGGACAAUGAUGAACCUUAUGACAGCGAUGGCGGGUUCGUGGUGAGUGACGAUGAAAUGGAGGAUAGCGACUGGGACGAAGACGAAUGGAAGGACGACGAGGAUGACGAGGACGUGGAAUACUUCAUGGAUGGUGAAGAGUCGGACACUGAGACGGCCACCCUUCACGAUGAAGAGAUGGCCGAAGCUCCAUCCAUUCAUGAUGUUGAUUCGGAUUCCACGGGCUCGUUGCCAUCCCUAGACGAGAUUGUACGACGAUCGGCAACAAAGAAGACGCCCCCGCAACACAAGAAACGCUAUCAACCAUACGCCAAUUCAAGCCCCAUCAAAUCAAGAGCUACUCGCCAGCGGUACAUAAUCAGUUCCGACGAUGACGAUGACGAUGAGGACGACGACAUGCCGAUAUUCACGCCUUCCAAGAGCACAGGAAAGAUCCGAAGAACUUUCGACUUUCUAGCUGAGUCGGAAAGAACACCCAAGAACAGUGCGAGUCAUGUCGCCGCUAGACGGGUGGAUCAACAAGAAAGCCCUAGUCGAGCGCCGAAGAACAGUCAGUCGACUGUCAUUAUCCUCUCGUCUGAUUCAGAACCGGAGAGACGAUGUUCGUCUCGUGCGAACUGCGGCCAUGAGCUUCCUGUUCGUACUGCCAACGCGGUACCACUUGAUUCCGAUGAUGAGCCGCUGGUCCCCAAGCUGCGUAGGGAGAUGAUGGCCAAAGCAUUGGCCAAAACACGCCGAUGAGCCUAGUGUGCUUACCGGCAUAUUGGGCUGACAUACUUUUGUAUGUGUUGGGUUUUGGCGUUAUAAGUGAGCAUGGCGUUACACGGCGUUGCCAGUGGACUCCGAUAGUUUCCGUACGAUCCAUCAGAGAUAAUGAAUAAAUGAACGUA